GAAAAUUCCGUAUAAAAAGCCGACGCUUCGAUCUCAUCUAUCUUAUCGCUAUUUUCAACAUGUCAUUUUCCAGUAUGAAAACUUUCUUGGUUGUCGCCAUCGUCGGCGCAGUGAUCGCUGCAGAGGUUUCAGCCUUAGAUAUAAAAUGUAAAGGUCUUCCCAUCACAAUGACAGAAGAACAAAUUACAAGAAUGAAGACUUGUGCUAAAACCGUAGGUGUAGACGCUCCAGAGAAAAUGACACCAGAGAAGAUUGGGUGUUUCUCAAAGUGUAUGUUCGAGAGGAAAGAAUUGGUUGACGAGAAUGGGAAACCUCACAAAGAAAAUAUUAACAAAGUUAUCGACGCUUCAAUGCCGGAACCUGUUAGAGAAGAUGCCAAAGCUAAAUUUGCCACUUGUUUAGAUCAAUUCGGAGGAACAAUUGACCCGAAAGAUGCAUCAUGUGCAACUUAUGCUCCUUUAGCAAUGUGUACGACCAAAGCUAUGAAAGAGGUUUGCAUGUAGUACUGAGGAAUUUAUCUACCAUGAAAGACUUGAACCGGAAACAACUCCACAAAAUUACGGACAACAACGUAUUUAGAAAUAUAUUCUUAGAGCGUCUAAUUGCAUUUAUUAGACACUCGGAAGAAGAAAAGACUGGAAAUUAAAAACUGACCAAAAUCUUAAUUUUCAUUUUCGUCAAAUUGAAAAUAAAAAUUGUAUAGCAUGCA
Molecule: messenger RNA, 709 nt
Organism: Folsomia candida
Lineage: Eukaryota; Metazoa; Arthropoda; Collembola; Entomobryomorpha; Isotomidae
Gene: Obp83a
Exons: 6
Coding region: 60-503 (147 amino acids)
Molecular function (GO): odorant binding
Source: RefSeq, a predicted model, not a curated record